AAAGAACAAGUCAUAUGAGGGAGAAGCGCUUCAAAACUGUGCUGAGACACACGCCACAAGCACCAAACCAUGGAAGCUACGGAGUCUGCAGUAAAUCCCUACACUUUUGAAGAUUAGAAAAUCUAUUUAUAAUUUUUGUAGGCUUCGCUUAUGUUGGACUACUAGAUGGGCAUGAUACUAUACAGCCAAACACGAUCUUUGUGAAGAGGAUGAGAGAAGCUGAAGACCAUUUGUUAAAUGGGUGAUAAUGCGGGAUCACAAGUCCAGUGCUAAUGUGGAGAACCUGCUGAGGGAGUCUCAGAUGGAGUUACAGUGGAUCCAGAGACAGCUCGCCAUGAUUGCUGCCAGAAACUUGCACCAUCACCACCUGCACAGCAAGGGCAAGUCAAGAUAUGAGGUUUCAUCUCAGCAAGCUACAGGCCACUCCACUGUCUACCACGCAGGCCGCUUUCGACUGCUGGAGGAGAGAAACCGAGCUCUAAAGCUUGAAGUAACCACACUUCGCCAGGAGAAACAGCAGUAUAAGAAAGUGAAAGCAAAGCUCCAUGCUGCCUUGCAGGAGAAAAAUCGUUUGAACCUUGAGUUGAUCAACCACCAUCUGAAGGCAUCCAAGUAUGACCAGGUGCAAUCCGACUAUGACCGGCUGAGACAGACUUUUGCUGUAGUGAGUCAGGAGAGAGACGUGGCCCAGGAGCAGAGGAGCCAACUCCAGGAAAAAGUGGAUAACCUGGAACACGUUUUAAAGCAUAUGCAUGAGGCUGUAGAGCUAAAGCAACAGUUGCAGACAGAGCAUGAGCAAGCCUUGGUGGCCCUUCACACCAAGCAGAAGGAGAUCAAUCAAUUGCAAAAGGCUUGGGUUCAAACUGACCAAGAGCAUGAGGAAGCAGUACACCUGUUAGAGGUCAGGGUUCGUGACCUGGAGCAGGAAUGCCGGUCACACAGUGAACACUUUCACCAGCUGUCCAAAGAGCUGCUGAAUUUCCGCCUGCAGUCAGAACCUGUGAAUAUCCUUAAAAGUAAUACCACCUCUGCAUCCCAGAUCCCGCCCUCACCACAGAAGAAACUCUCGCAGGUCAGAUUUGAAGCCCAGCCAGAGACAGGUGAUGAGAGUGCGGCAGACACGCCGCUGCUGAUCUCCCAGUUCUUGCCCUGCUCACCGCAGACUGGAGACGGAGAACCACCAGAGCUGCUGUCUGUCAAAUCCAGCACCGUGACAACGGACCACCCCAUCCACCCCCGACAGUUUCCCUCAUCAGAGAUGGAGGAUGAGGCCAGCCCAUCACCCAGGUCCAAAUCUCGCUACACAGGCCAGGUCCGCCUUUGCACUGCCCGAUACAGUUAUAACCCUUACGAUGGACCAAAUGAGCAUCCUGAAGCAGAACUCCCCCUUGUGGCUGGAAAGUAUCUGUAUGUGUAUGGAAACAUGGAUGACGAUGGCUUCUAUGAAGGCGAGCUGCUGGAUGGCCAAAGAGGACUUGUUCCUUCCAACUUUGUGGAGUUUGUCCAGGACAAGGAAAAACCAGGCAUUCAGGCUGGAGACGGAGGGGAAGAUCUCGGCCCACUUGAGCACACAUCCCUAGCCUUGACGGCUGUGGACGGGGGUGCCUCCCAGGAUGGCCUUCUGAGCUCAGCAAACGCCUUGGUUCCCUGUAGCAAUGGGACAGGUGGGCCCUUGGAUCCUGAGGACCUGGCGGAAGACGUUGUGCCUUACCCCAGAAAGAUCACCUUGAUCAAGCAGCUGGCACGGAGUGUCAUCGUGGCCUGGGAGCCUCCACUAGUGCCUUUGGGCUGGGGGAACAUCUCUAGCUACAAUGUGUUAGUAGAUGGGGAGCUUCGUGCCAAUAUACCAUACGGUGGUCGGACCAAGUGUUUGCUGGAGAAGCUGGACCUGGACGGCUGCGUCCACCGUGUGUCAGUGCAGAGCGUCACAGACCGGGGCUUGUCAGAUGAGCUGCGCUGCACCUUGCUGGUGGGAGCCAAUGUGGUGGUGGCGCCGUGCGGUUUGCGCGUCGAUGACAUUCAGCGUGACACUGCCGAGCUCUCUUGGUUGCCUAGCAACAGCAACUAUGCUCACACUGUGUUCUUAGACGGGGUAGAGCACGCAGCGGUAAAACCGGGAAGGUAUAGACUACGGUUCCACAACCUGAAGCCCCUGACAGUUUACAAAGUGACGGUGGUGGCGCAGCCCCACCAGGUGCCGUGGCAACUGCCGCUGGAGCAGAGAGAGAGGAAGGAAGCCGGCGUGGAGUUCUGUACUCAGGCAGCAGGUCCAACACCAUUUUGCAGAACAGGGCCUCCGCUGCCACCCCAGGAUGUUCAGGUGCUCUGUGGGCAGGCUCCAGGGGUCCUGCAGGUCUGCUGGAAGCCCCCCCUCCUCUCUCCCACAGGCACAUCCAAUGGGGCAAAUGUCAUUGGUUACGCAGUCUGCACUAAAGGGCAGAGGAUAGCUGAGGUGCUGUUCCCUAUGGCAGACUAUGUUACGGUUGAACUGACAAGGAUUCAAUGCCUCGAGGCCAGGGAAGUCAUCGUUAGGACACUGUCGGUCCAGGGAGAAUCCCAGGACUCCCAAGUUGCUGUCAUUCCAAACAACCUGCUUGUGCCUCUACCUCCGCUUCCCCUGCCACCACCAGUGCAUCCUCACGCGGGCCCCCCUCCACACCCCCAUGCUCAACCUCUCCUCCAGUCCCCUCACCUUCCUCACCCCACACCCCAACUUCCCGCUCCACCCCAUGGACAACAACUGCCGCCCCAUCCUCCACAUGCUCAACCCCAUCCCAGACUCCCCCAUCAAGGUGGACCCCCGCAACCCCAGCUUCAUCCUCCCCAUCCCCAGCCGCAGCCCUUGCAUCUUCAGCCUUGUCCACCCCACCAAGGUCCCAGGCCACAGCACCAACUGCCUCUGCUGCCCCACCCCCAACCCCACCUUAUACCUCUGAGACCAGUAAGUGCCAGAGACCUGGAUGCCAAAGACCAUGCGGCCCAUCACGGGGGAGCUAUUCUACCUGGCCAACCUGGCUGGGACCCUACACGCUCUCCUUGUGUCCAGCCUCCAGUGCCCAUGCAAGGCCACACCCUUGAAGCCCCAUCACCCGCCAAUCCACGGUCUCCCUCACCCCAGAGGAUUCUUCCUCAGCCCAGAGGCACGCUUAUCCCGGACACUGUGGCCAAAGCCAUUGCUCGAGAAGCAGCUCAGAGGGUGGCAGCAGAAAGCGGAAAGGGUGACAGAAGGCAGGGCAGAUAUGGAGAACAGGGUCAUUCAUUUCACCAGCAUCACUCUGAUGAGGAAGAGGAAGACGAGGAAGGGUUUGCUCGCGGUCGACGGAGAGGACCCUCGGUUGACGAGUUCCUCAGAGGCUCUGAGCUGGGGAGGCCGCCUCACUAUAGUCACAAUGAAGAUUAUCACAGCGAAAGCAGCCGGGGCUCUGACCUGUCUGACAUCAUGGAAGAGGAUGAGGAGGAACUGUACUCUGAGAUGAAGCUGGAAGAGGGACGUCGACGCAACUCGCACAACACACCCAAGACAACCCCUGUUGGAGGCCGCCAUGAUCGGGAUAGUGGGAGACGAGCGCAUCACGGCGGUCCCCAGCCUCAGAGACGACCCCUAAUGGUCCCCUCCAUUGAGGUAACCUCUGAGAAUAACAAUGAGGGAAACCUCUCUCCCAUCACCGAGGAUGUUUACUAUGGCAGAGUAGCUCGACACAGGACCUGGUCAUCCCGCAGGCACAUGGGCGGCACCAGGUCUCCCCAUGAUGGCUACAGGGAUCGGGAUCGCCGCGCUCCCACGUACUAUGAUGAGUCAGAGCCAGAGGAGCCCUUUAGGAUCUUUGUGGCUCUCUUUGACUACGAUCCUCUGUCCAUGUCCCCAAACCCGGAUGCUGCUGAUGAAGAGCUGCCCUUCAAAGAGGGGCAGAUCAUUAGGGUGUAUGGGGAUAAAGAUACCGAUGGGUUUUACAGAGGUGAAGUGAAAGGCAGGAUGGGCCUGAUCCCCUGUAACAUGGUGUCAGAGAUACGAGCAGACGAUGAGGACACCAUGGACCAGCUCAUCAAACAGGGCUUUCUGCCGCUCAGCACACCUGUGGAUAGAAUAGAGCAGAACAGAAGAGGCCUGCGUCGAGAUCAGGCCUCCAGGAGGAUGGUGGCUCUGUACGACUACGACCCCAGGGAGAGCUCUCCUAAUGUUGAUGUUGAGGCUGAACUCACAUUUUGCGCUGGUGACAUCAUUGCUGUGUUUGGUGACAUUGACGAAGAUGGUUUCUAUUAUGGUGAGAUCAAUGGCCACCGUGGUUUGGUUCCCUCUAACUUCCUGGAAGAAGUGCCUGAUGACGUGGAGGUUUAUCUGACUGAUACUCCAUCCCACUACCCCCAGGAAGAGCCCGCCAACCGGCCUCCUGCCAACUCCAUCCCCGCCGUCUCAGAGAGCAAACGGGCUACCACAGAAACUACCGAAGCCGUCAACAAUGACACCACACCCGUCCGGGCGCCGUCCCCGAUUGUUCGCCCCCUCCUCCCUGGAACCAUGAGGCCCCUAAGCCCUACAAGGGGUCCCCACGUCCCAAUGGACCCCCGGGACUCUCAAGAUCUGGCAAACAAGAAGAAGAAAGGACUGCUUUCCAAGGGAAAGAAACUCCUGAAGAAACUCUCCCCUGUGAAAUAAAAGAACACAAACAAAAUUAAUGUACAGUAAGUGCUCAUGCUGGGCUCUGUGUAUUGCAUUCAUACAAUCAACUCUGAUCUAACAACACGUGACAGAGAGGAUGUGAGCUGUGUCUCCUUGACUGCUUGAGCCUAUUUCACUACAGUGAUAUAUAUAUUAAAAAAAGGUGACAGAUGGCCACAAAUCGAUUAUGUACAGUGCAGUGCCAAAAUCAAGAGCGAGGUCACUUGCAGACACAAAAUCGUGUAACUAUGAUGUAUUUUAAAUCAAGGGGGUGAUUAAAAAAAAAACAAAAACAAACUAGGAUUUUCAUGACAUGUAUUUCUUCUGUUUUUGUUAUCAUUAGGCAAAAGUAAUUCUUACAUUUGUUUUAAGCAGGGUAUCAAAGCAUCUGGUUAUAAAACUUUCCAAAAGUCUUUUCUCAGCAAAAAAAAAAAAUUAAAUUAAAAAAAAAAAAAGGAGUAUUGAUGUCACUACAAGGGAACAGACACCAUGCUCCUCCAAGAAAAUCUCAAAAAGACUACACUGUUAUUGAGGCAUUCUGUGAAGUAAUGCUGGCUGCUAAAAAAAAAUAUUUUAAAAAAUCCUUUAUUCAGUGCAAUAUCAUAGAGAGAUGGUAGCAUAUGUGGGAAUAAGAUUUCCACUUGUACCUGUGAUUCAGCAGAGAGGAUUUUUUUUUCUGAGAUGAAAGGAAUUUAAAAGACAAGAACAGAUUGGCAACAGGGCAUUAACGUCAGAAACACCAGGCAAGUUUAGCUGUCUCAGUGGCCUUUAUGAAAACAAUAUGAGCACGACAUUCCUCGUUUGAUUGCAAGGUUGACUUAACUCCAGGUUUUUCUUUCAUGACGGGCCGCUUGUGCUUUGUCAUUUUUGAGAAUUAAACAGAGAGCGGUAAUGUUUGUUGUCAUCGCUGUCAAACUGUCAUGAAACGCCUAGUUCAAGACGAAAUUUUGUGUCUAUCUUCCUAUUGCACAAAGGUGGGUGUUUUGUCGGACGACUGGUAAACGAUAUAUUUUGUGUGCCUGUGUGUGUGUGUGCGUGUAUACUACAUGUAUGUAUGUGAUGCAUUCAUAUUUUGCACCUUUCAUGUUUGCUGUUCACUUGCUUUAUCUUUUUUUUGUUUUUCUGAAGGAGAGGCCAUGUAAUUGUUGGUCCUGUGAUCUAGUGGUGUGCUGCUACCUCCAUUGGCUGUGCAUUGUUUAGCUUACGUCGAUGUUCACUGGUGUUCAAAGACAGUGGAUCGCCACAAAAUGUCACAUUUGUAACCCAGAUGUGAAUGAUGUUAUUAUUAACUUGCUAACACAAUCAUUGAUAGUAAAAGCAAAGGUAGUUAUUAUUAGACGAGUGUAGUUAAACUUUUCAAAAUGUACAAUUGCAACCUUAUAGACAGAUGAGGACAGAACUAUUAGUCUCCUAUAAAAGAUGCCACUUUAAAAAAAAAAGUGCUGUUAAACAUGGCAAGAAAUUUUUAACACGGCUUUUCCAAACAUCCAGGUUUUAUUUUGUAUGCUCACAUUAUUUUACUUUGCACACAGAAACAAAAUUAUGUGACAAAAACUAACAGGGUCAAAAUUAUUAGCCCCUCUGAUGCUAAUAGUCAGGUGUAUUUCCUUUUUUGCAGUUUUAGUUGUAGUUUUCAACAAGUCUCGCAAAUGUCUCCUGAGCAACACCAGCCUUUUUUUCUUUGCCAAAUCUCUCCAGUUCCUCCAGAUCUCACGAUAGAUUUCAGGGGGGUUCAAGUCAAGGCUUUGACAGGCCAGUCAAUAACUUUCACUUUGGUCUUGAGGAGGGGGGUUCUUCACCAGGAGUGAUGUAUAUUUUGGGUUACUGUCCCGUUGGAAGACAAAGGAACGACUCAGACCCAGUGUUGCUGCUGAAUGCUUGAAGUUUUUGUUCAAAAUCUUAACAAAUCCUUUCUCGAUGAUGAGAUUCCCAUCUCCAGACACAUUGAAGCAUCCCCACAGCAUAGUACUCCCACCAGUGUGUUUCACUUCUUUGAGUUGUACACCUUGUCCUAUGCAUAGUUCAGUCUUGUUUGAAGAUGUCUUUUGCACUGAAGUGGAGUUUUUCUUGGUCUGCAACCUCGCAGUUCAUCCCUGUGCAGGGUUCUAGUGACUGGCUUCGUUGACUUGGCUAAGUCAUUCACUGUGGUCUUUAGACACAGCUCUCACUGUUUUACUUCCCAGAGUUUUUGAAAUCUUUCACUUCCUUCAGUAUCUCUGCUGUGUUUCUUUGUUUUGUCUGUCUUUCAAUUUCUCGGUCCAAUUCUUGACACUUGGAAACACUGUGAUAACUUUGUAUAUCCAUCUCCUGCUUCGUGAGCAUCAACGAUUCUUUUUCUUGAGUCGAAACUGAUUUUUUUGGUUUUAGCGUGAUGCUUUUUCAAGUGACAGCUCAAACUUUUACUGAAGUUUUCAUACAAUGAGUAAAUUGGAAGACAACCCUUCCAUUAAGUCAAUAACAAGAAGAUACAUUAUUUUAAGCUUGCAAAUAAUAUCGACUCUGGUCAUUUCUGUUUUCUGAACUAAUUCUGUUAUUGUGGGCAAAUAGAAAUAAUGUAUGCUUUCUUAAGAAAACUAGUAUGUUUAGAAACAGUAUGUUGAAAAUCUCUUGCUCUGUUAAAAAACAACUUAGGAACAUUUUGACAGAAACUUUACAUUUUAUAGGGGAGGCAAUAGUUUUGCCCUCAUCUGUAGCAGCCUAUCUGUGUAGAUGAUUAACUUGUGUUCAAACACAAAUUAUGACUUACUCAAGUUUACAGUUUUGGUUUUUUGUUGGGGGUUUUUUCCAGGCAACUGUAGACGCCACAAAAUGCCAACAUUUCUGAUUAAGGUUUGGGUGAUGCACUUUCUUUUGAAACCAGUGAGGGACAUGCUCAUAAAGCCUCAUAAAAACUGGAAAUCAAAAUGAUAAGAUGUACAUUGUUCUCUGGUUUUGUUACAUCUACCUGCUGUCUGUGGAGAGAAAUAUGAACUUAAGUUCACAUUUUGUAUCAUGACCUGUACUUUCAUUAUAUAAAGAACUAUACUGUGCUGAAUCAAUAUGUUAGCUAAUAUACAGCUAUUAUAUAAGAGGAUAUGGUACAUAAUAGAUUUUUACUUUAUUCCCAUGAUAUUGAAUUAUAUAAAAAGAAAGUAUGAAGUGAUUCCACUUAAUACAGUCAAUAUUUUAUUGUUUUUUCGUUUGUUUGUUGACUCUCUGAAUGUUUAAUAUGUUUAAUCAAGUCUUCAAAAGCAAAUUUAGUUGCACAAUGCCACUGAAAGAUUGCCACCAUUAAAGUAUGAUCAGAUCAGCAGAAGCUUAAUAUCCUGCAGAUUGUUGAGCCGACUGUCUAAUUAGUCAGUUUCUUAUUCAAUGAAUUCUUAGUGUUAAUGCUACACAAACAACAGACCAGGCUUCACAGAGGGAGAAAAAUAGAAUAGAAUCAGAAGCUGAGUUUUGUGUGUGAUUGGUGAAACUGAAUGCCAGACAUUUCAUUUUUUUCUCUUCUCUUUUUAGUAGUUUGAAAGUGGCUUCCUGGGUUUAAAUUAUAUCCUUUGGUGGUUCGGAUAUCCUCUUUGAUGGGGAAAAUGUAGCUUAGCAAGCUGAUCAAAUUCAAAAUGAAACUGUUGCAAUGAAGGAAAAAAAAAAGGAAGAAAACAGAUCUUGUUUUUUUUCUCUGUGCUUGCAAACACAAAUUUAUUUGACAUUUUAUGGGCAAGACCAUUUUUUCUGGGUUUUGUCUUUUAAACAUUUAAACGUUUCCAUACAUUUCUUAUGCUCAAACUGGCCGGUGUAAUGAGAUCCACCCCCCAGAAAUGGACUAACUUCAAAUGGCAACCCACUGUUUUACUUUUCAAGGUGACAGGCGUGUGUUAAUUUGACAACAUUAUUGAAAUAAAGUCUUAAAAAUUAACUUGAAUUAUUGAAAGAAAGAACCCACUUCAUCUAUAAGCAGUCUGUGUGCUUUGGAGAGGAUUACUGGAGCUCACAAACAUAAUUACUACCUGGCAUAGCUUUAAAAAAAGACAAAGUUUUUAUUAUUAUAUUUAGUUAUAAACCUUUAUUAUGUCCUAAUCAUCUUCAGUGGUCCUUAUGUGAAGCUGCAUUUAACAGAUGAGCCAGAUGUGGGUUUGUUUUGUGGCACAGGGUUCCUUCAUUCGUGAAUAUUGCUGAUGGCAUGCAAAGACAUGAGAGGUUAGCCAAAGUGGAAUUUAGGCUGGCAAUCAGUUUACAUUUCAUUAUUUUCCAAAGCUGUUUAUGUAUAGUUUCACUUUCAGUCUUUCACAAAGUUGAAUUAUAUGGUGUUCCAAUACCAAAUCAUUCACUUGUGAAUGGGCGUAGUGUCUCGAAACACUGUAGCUCUUUUGUACUUUGAUUCAUUUGUAGAUAAUUUAUAAAUGUUUCUACUUGAUUUUACGACAGCCUUUUUUUCAGUGCACUGAGAUUUCCUCUCAUUGUAAAAAAAAACAAAAAAAAAAACUGCAAGCAUUCUCCAUAGUGUCCUUUGAAAUCACAUGUAUAAGCCCACCGUAUGUGCUUGCUUUGUGAAUCAAGAUAAAAAAAACAAAAACAACAAAUCAACAAAAAAAGAAGAAGAAAAAGAAAUCACUGGACAGUAUUUAUGGUGAUUAAUUAUGUGUGGGUGUGCAUGUGAAAAAUACAACUUUUAUAACCAAAUUAAAUUUGAUAUUUUUUAAAAA
This is a messenger RNA of Oreochromis niloticus (Nile tilapia), 9336 nucleotides long. RefSeq names its product RIMS binding protein 2a (gene rimbp2a). Bases 248 to 4654 code for a protein of 1468 amino acids. NCBI's taxonomy places the organism in Eukaryota, Metazoa, Chordata, Actinopteri, Cichliformes, Cichlidae. The record is from RefSeq and is a predicted model, not a curated record. Gene Ontology annotation, biological process: neuromuscular synaptic transmission. The transcript has 25 exons. Gene Ontology annotation, molecular function: protein binding.